AUGGGCUCCAAAACACCUGAGAAUGAGAGCCAAGGAGGUGGUAAUGCUCAUCCCAGCUCAACCAAGGCUACCGCCACUGGUGGGGAACCACGGGGCGCCCAUUGGUCACGGGAUGGUGAUGGCACGCUUGGAGAAGGAGAAGGAGAUGAUGACGCCGAUGGCGACAGUACCUCCUGCACUCCUGCCGUGCCGUUGAAUCCGCAAACUGCCCCCUCGACAAAUUCGAAGAAGAGAAAAAAGAGGCCCAAGAAGAAGUCAUCUGCGUUGAAGCAAUCUUCACCUCCACGAAUCCCUCUUGCCUAUCUAUUCCCUGAUCGUCGGUAUCCACAUGGCGAGGCUCAAGUCUAUGAACCGGUGGUCGAAAAUACGGCCCGAACAACCGCCGAUGAAGUCCGACACCACUCCCGUCAUCACAUCGAAGACGACACCUUUUUGAAUGACUAUCGGAAGGCUGCAGAGGUACACCGCCAAGUCCGACGCUGGACCCAAGAGAGCGUGCGUCCUGGCCAGGCCCUCACGGAGAUUGCUGUGGGAAUCGAGGAUGGCGUUAGAGCGUUGCUCGAUAAUGCCGGCCUGGAUACUGGUCAAGGCCUCAUAUCCGGAUUGGGCUUCCCCACGGGACUGUCACUCAACAAUUGUGUUGCACACUAUACACCGAACCCAGGCCAAAGGGAGGUGGUCCUCGACUCAAGCGAUGUGAUGAAAGUCGAUUUUGGCGUUCACAUAAACGGCUGGAUUGUGGACAGCGCUUUCACAAUGUCAUUCGACCCAACCUAUGAUAAUCUGCUUGCUGCUGUCAAGGACGCUACCAAUACUGGCAUCAAGAAUGCGGGGGUCGAUGUCCGUAUUAGCGAUGUCAGCGCUGCCAUACAAGAAGCCAUGGAAAGCUAUGAGGUUGACAUCAAUGGUCGGACGUUUCCUGUCAAGGCGGUGCGCAACAUCACUGGACACAACAUCGAGCAAUAUCGCAUUCACGCUGGGAAAUCUGUACCAUUUGUCAAGAACAAUGACAACAGCAAGAUGGAAGAGGGAGAGAUAUUUGCCAUUGAGACAUUCGGGACAACCGGCCGUGGCUAUCUUUUUGAUGGGCCUGGAGUCUAUGGUUAUGGUAAAGACCCAUCCGCACCGAAACGGAUCACAUCGCACCUUGCCAGCGCCAAAUCCCUCUAUCAGAAAAUCAAUGAAAAUUUCGGCUCACUUGUCUUCUGUCGCCGCUAUCUUGAACGACUUGGCGUUGAACGUUAUCUGGCUGGUAUGAAUAACCUUGUAUCUAACGGGUAUGUCGAGGUUUACCAGCCUUUGAUGGACGUUAGAGGGUCGUAUUCUGCGCAGUUCGAACAUACUAUUCUGUUGCGAGAAUCAUGCAAGGAAGUGAUCAGCCGUGGUGAUGACUAUUGA
Messenger RNA from Penicillium mononematosum, 1398 nucleotides. RefSeq lists its product as uncharacterized. NCBI's taxonomy places the organism in Eukaryota, Fungi, Ascomycota, Eurotiomycetes, Eurotiales, Aspergillaceae. Gene Ontology annotation, biological process: proteolysis. The record is from RefSeq and is a predicted model, not a curated record. Gene Ontology annotation, molecular function: metalloaminopeptidase activity. The transcript is spliced from 6 exons. The coding region runs from base 1 to 1398 and encodes 465 amino acids.